AAGGUCAGCAAGUAUGGCCUCCAUACGAAAUGUUGUUCGUUCGUCUUUAUCAGUGUUUUUAGGUUUAUUUAUAAUAAACGAGCUUAUUUCGACAAGCUUUGUAGCAGCAGUAAGAAAAGAACCUGCGAUGUCCAGCAUGAAUUUUGCGGGGCCCACUCUAAAGUUUUUGUUUUGUUACUCCUGAGGGUACCGUCGCGUGUAUGAGCAGUUUUCACAUGCCAUACGCGAGAAGUAUCCUUAUCUCUCCAUCGAAGGAGAGAACUUUCCCGCUCCGCCUCUUUAUUCAUCCUUUGCGAGUUUUCUCAGCAUUGCCAAAUUCAUAAUCAUAUUCCUAAUUCUGUCCGGAAACAACCCGUUUACGUUGUUGAACAUGGAAACGCCGACCUUUUGGACGUGGGCCAUCGAAAACAAGGUCUAUUCUUGUAUGAUGGCAUUUUUUAUAUCAAACUUCGUUGAGACCCAGCUUUUGUCUACAGGAGCGUUUGAAAUAGAAUUUAACGAUGUUCCGGUAUGGUCCAAGCUUGAAACGGGAAGAGUUCCAUCCCCGCAAGAAAUGUUCCAAAUCAUCGAUAAUAACAUGAGGAUGAACAACUUGAACAACGAGUUCUAAGGGAUGACUCAUGCGAAGGGACAGAGAGACGAGGCGAUGGCGCUGUGGAGCUCCCAACGUGAUUCCCUUGCUGACGACCGAAUGAAGGUUUGCACGUAAACUGGCAAUGAACGGUAGUGCACGCCGGAGGAAAAGUCGUCGUAGCGGGAGCAUCACGUAGCGAAUACCCAGCAGCUUUUUCGACCUUUGUCUCUCUCUCUCUUCCUCUUCCUCCUCCUCUCUCUCCUCCUCCUCCUCCUCCUCCUCCUCCUCCU
Priapulus caudatus is the source of this 864-nucleotide messenger RNA. RefSeq names its product selenoprotein T-like. The record is from RefSeq and is a predicted model, not a curated record. The transcript is spliced from 5 exons. Gene Ontology annotation, molecular function: thioredoxin-disulfide reductase (NADPH) activity. Gene Ontology annotation, biological process: cell redox homeostasis. Lineage: Eukaryota; Metazoa; Priapulida; Priapulimorpha; Priapulimorphida; Priapulidae. Gene Ontology annotation, cellular component: endoplasmic reticulum membrane.